Messenger RNA from Spirometra erinaceieuropaei, 7006 nucleotides. NCBI's taxonomy places the organism in Eukaryota, Metazoa, Platyhelminthes, Cestoda, Diphyllobothriidea, Diphyllobothriidae. The record is from the annotation of a GenBank genome assembly.
AUGAUGAUGAGGAGCACUGGAGCCUCCUGCCCGCCGUUGCCGCCGCUCCAACGCGCACAGAGACGCGACAUGGCUGUCUCUAAGGACGGAAGGUCUGCGAAUGAAGAUGCAGCAUGUGGCAAUCUGUUUCUCAUCUGUGGGCCAGCCCGACAGACAGAGGAUGAAGGGAAUGACGACUGGCGAUGGCUCAUUUAUAAUCCAGCUACAGAAAAAUCCACUGAAGUUUUUAGCACAACAAAACGUGUGAAUGCGUCCGUGGUUGCCAUAAAUGGUAAGUUGCUUUGCUAUCUAGGAUACAGUCACCCGUACUGUUCUCUAUUUUAUUGGCUCAGUGACGCUCCUGAGCAACGUCCUAUUUAAUGCUGCUCGUCGUGUCUCGUGCGUAGAAACAAAUGCACGCACGUGCAGUGUGGGGCAGAUCUCAUGAAAUGUUGGCCGAAAUUCUGAAACGAGUGUUCGAUUUGGAAGGCGGAGUUGUAAUACUGAUAAGCAUGCAGCAUAAUCCUAUAGUAUUUCCUACUCGCCAAGAUGUUGGCUUUUGAAUGCACUUAUUUUCGACCUCCUACAGCAACCACACUCAGUAAAAGUGGCUACUGAAGUAGCACGCAUUUUUCACAUUAAUUUUCAAUGGUCUCAUAAAUUAAAAUAUAUUUCAUAGAAAAUAUGCAAAAAUAUGCGUUCUUUUACUUUUUGGUAGAAAAUGACAUUGUAUUAACAUUUUAUUUCCUAAAAAAACUGUAUGCAUAGGUUUAGGAAAAGUUUCCUAUUAUGAGCGUUUUAAGACCGUGCAAUGUCCCUACAUACAACAUCGCACACGUCCGUUUAUCAAUACUUCUUAUGAAAUGUACAACAUAGUCCGCAUCCAUUGCAAAAUUUUAUGAUAUUUAUAUAGUGUUUUCUUAAAAGCAUGAAGGAAUAUGUGAUUUUCCUUACGCAGAAAUCAUACAAUUUGCAGGCUGAAAUCGCUAAAUGCCAAUGCAACGGCUGAUCAGGCUCGAAAUUAUUCGGGAAUUAUGAAAAUUUUUCAAAACCUAAAUAUACAUUAUCUUCGGAUAUAAAAUGUUAAGACAAUGCGAUUCUCUACCAAAAAAGUAUAAGAAAGCAUAUUUUUGUGCAUGUUUUCUCUGAAAUAUAUUUGAAUUUAUAAGACUGUCGAAAAUCAAUGUGAGAAAUGCAUGCUACUUCAGUUGCCAUUUUUUACCGAGUGUGGUUUCUGCAGGAGGUCGGAAAUAAGUGCAUUUUAAAGCCAACAUCUUGACGAGUACAGAAUACUACAGGAUCAUGCUGCAUGCUAAUCAGUAGUAUAACUCCACCUAAGUAAUCCUCCCAAAUAAAACACGCAUUUCAGAAUUUCGGCCAACAUUCCAUGAGAUCGGGUACGCACUGUAUAUAUGAACACCAACCACUGUCCGUUUGUGUCGGAGAGUCCAGUGCAUGUGUGAAUACACACUCGGCCCGCAGCGGCGGAGAAUGCACUAAUGAAUCUCCGUUGGAGGAAGUACUUACGAUUCCCCUAAGAGGCACUGUGUGUGGAGUGCACGCGCAAUGUGCGUGCGUAGUUUUUUGCUCCUAGUCACAGGCGGUCUGGGCUAUGAUUGGCUACAAGGACCAUCCCGACUGACAUCUGUGAAGAACAGGCACUCGCAUUCUGAUUGGCCCACGAUGACAGCCUUCUAUAGUAUUAGGACUACUCGCUGCUGACGCUGGUGGACCGCUUGGCAGGCGACACCUCAGCUCCGAAGCGUGCCUUCAACGCCUGAAUGACAGUUUUGAGGACAGACAUUCUUGUUGAGUUGUCCCUCAAAUAUCAGGGUGACCCUGUAGAUCGGUAAAAUGCAUUUUUGCGAGACCUAUUCGUCAAGGUUCUGGAAAUCAGGGUCGGGUAGCUCACCUUCCAUGGUCUUGGCAUUGUCUUGCCACUGGAGCCAGGCGGGCGAAGAAAUGAAGAGGCCGGUAAAUGUUGCGAAAGUCUCCCUCGCCAUAAACUUAUUCAUGAACAGGUCACCGCUGCUACAACCACUCUGUGGAGACGCGAUGGACAUCAUUGCUUCUGACGGCCGAACUGUUCGGUGUAAAAGCAUUUUUUGCCACCAACAGAUCUCUCGACGGAGGUAACGAGAACUUGCUUUGAUUCAUAUCUAUCUGUAGGUGCCGCCUACCCGUAGACGCAUUUAUGGGUGAGCAUAAAUCGCUCGCUUAUAGGGGAUGCAGUACUGGUUUUGGAAAACACUGCUUCGAUAAGUUUCACCGCCGCAUAAGGUCUUAUGGAUUGAAUUAUUAACAAUUUAAGCUGUGCUUCACCAAACUGCGCGCAAUUCUGAAUGUGGACCCCAGAACCGAGGAGAAGACUAGCGUUUCCGGCAGUCAAUCUGUCUUCCCUUUGUUCAUUGGGGGACCUUCCUUGGCACAUAUCUUUCCGUCGUUUUUUUGCUUUCAUGUGUCACCACCAAUAGGAACAUCUUUCGAGAUACCAGAAAAUAAAUACAACAUUAAGGCAGUCAAGUUUCGUACUUUACUCGAGGUUCACUACUUGGUAUGACCUCCAUUUGCUGCGUUUAUUGUUAAAAAACUGCGAGUAUGCCUUCAGAUGGCUUCCGGAUCGACAUCUGAAGUUGCGGUUUCGAAAUUAAUGUCAGUGCACUGGCGAGGAACUGUGUUGCUUAAGCUUGCGAUCCGUGACACUACAUAGGAGUUCAGCAGAGCCAAAAUGGAAUGGUCUAAAGGCCGCAAAUGCUAAUGGAUACCGGACACUACUUUUACAUUUGAAUUACUUACUAUCGAUUAGACGGAGUUUCAUUAGCAUGGAAAAUGUCAAAAUGGUAGACCGAAAAGCCGCACACCAGCCAGAUAACUCAGAGACUUCAUAAAAAAUAGUUAUGCAAGAAUCAAUGUAUCUACAUCCAUAGCUUAAUUUGUUUUUUUAUGAACUCUACUGUUUUUGCUUUGGAGAUGCAAAUGGUGCAUUCGAUUUUUUUCUGUCUACGCGGUUAUCAUUUUACCGUCAUACUCAGUUUUUACUCUCGUUUGUGCCGUCCGAUUUUCUCCCGGACUUAAAAUAAAGUCCUGUUCCGCCCUGUUCCCUAAACCAGUUUGUUAAGUAAUGAGCAGUCAAAGGUUAGAACGUUUACUUCCGAACUGUUACACUCCCCAUUGUCACAAGCGCUUUAUUAAACCAAACUUUUGUCUGUGUAGUCUUCAGAUAUUUCUUGUUCCCAUUUUUACUCACUUGUUAUACCAGCAUUUUGAAUCUGGGCUACUUUAAGAAAUUCGUCCGCAAAUAUUUAUUGAGGAUUGAUUGGCAAUUCCAUAAUGAACCGUCUCUGGAUAAGGCAAAUAAAGAUGGUAAUGCUAUCAGAGACCUUUUCCAGGGACCACCUCCAGGGGCAUCCGACAGCCUAGGUUUCCUAUGUUAAUGAGGAUGGUAGCGACCGAGGUCUGUCAAUCUACCUCAGCCCCAAGGUUGGCAGGUGGGUAAGUCAAAUUCCUAUGGAACAUUCAGAAUGUGUGGUCAGGAUCAAGAUUUUUGAUCAUGUGCAUUUGACUCUGACACUGGCAUUAGCGGCUCGCACAUGUUUUCUCCCCUUCCUACAUCACCAUUUUUGCUUAUUGAUAGGUCUUGUCUAUGUGCUCGGAGGUCGUAUAAGCGGAAUAGAGACGGCUAUCGUAGAGGAGCUCAGUGUAAACUCUCGGCGCAUCCGAAAUAUGAGUCCAAUGUCCUUUACCCGAUCCAACCACGGUUCCACAGUCGCCAGUGGCACAAUUGUUGUCUGUGGAGGCUACAGUUCAGGGUCCGUCCUGUGCAGCUGUGAACUUUUCCUUCCUCUACGCAACACGUAAGUAGUCACUAGUUUAGGAUGCAUCAAUAUGACAUCUUAACUUUCCUCGAUUCCCGAGAAAACAAGCAAAGACUGCAUUUUUCGCAUCUUUUUGCAACCUACUGACGAGGUCGAUGUGUUUUUGAAGCAGCCUUUUAGGCUGAUUCUUUCCUUAACGUUCCCCUAUUUAUUUCCCCGUCGUUAAAGGAAUUUUCUUGAGCAUCCAACCCACUAACCCAGAGCGAAGCCCGACUGAAACUACACUCUCUGGAUUCACCUCUGGUUCUGACCUCAAAAAAUGAAAAUAAGACAACUGACACGCAAGGAGUAGACACCAUACAAAAAGGGCGUAAGAUGGUAGUCGAGUGGGGUGGGGCAGUGUUUCAUGCGAGACGUUCAACCUUUUCGUUUUCUGGAGGCGGGUUACCGUGGUAGUCCAUAAGGAAGAAAAAACAGCAAAAAACCCGAACUCCCGUCUCUGUUUGAUAUGAAUAAUCCUUUCUUCUGUUUACUCAACAUUCUUUAUGCAUCCUACAGGUUAUUUAAGAUUUUGUAAUUACCGCUUGUUUACUUUUUCCCACUGGACCAGCAAAGUGAUGUUUUCUUCCAUCACAAGUGUUCAAAACUCUUUGCUAAACAUAUCGGUAACCGUUCAGCCAGGCGGGAGUUUCCGGACCGUUUGGUACCACCAGACUGUUCUUUCCGAAUCAGGAACCGUAACCAAUCACUCAAGGUUUCAAACACGGGGUGAAGACGAUCACUAGAAAUUUCAUUAGUAUAAUCUCAACAGGGCGUGGCGUUCGCAAAUGAGCCAUCUUUAUGUGCCACCGGACAGUUGUUACGAGCGCUCGGGAUAUGUCUUUUAUCCUUUGGCUUUGGUCAUGUUGUUGCGCCGAACCCAUCAUUCAGUCUCUUCCUGACAAUACAUCAUGUGAUUAUGAGUAGAUCGGUAAGCUUAGUUGAAUAUUCCUUUCCCUUACAACGAAAAGUGGCCCUGGAAAAUCGGUUUAUAUAAGCGGAUGAUGGUCCUUUCUAGAUUUUGCAGUACAAGUUCUGAAUAUUGUCUGGAGACGCUAGAGCGCUUGGGAGUUCCCUCAACCCAUUCGCAUCCUUCACAUUGGAAGACUUUACCAGGGUGAAGCUGUUGGUUGAUUAUUGAACGCCUGGCGCAUUGGGGGAGCCUGAAUCUCACCAAACUCAAAAUAGCCCUAAUAGGCGGUGGGCGGUUUAGCAGCUUAAUAACAUGACCCAUCUGAAUAGUGUCCCAGGAAAGUUUAGCAGGACUAACCAACCACAAAUCUUCACACCCAACGCAAGCUACCAGUCAGUCCAGUACUGGCAUGUUCGCUUGUUCUCACAUGCUUGUCCACUCGCGUUUGCCCUGCUUCUAGUGGCCCAAUGCCCACGGGCAUCCCGGACGUCCGCCGCUGGCUGACAGAGUUCCGCAGCCACUGUAUCUGAUGAAGUCUCCCCAGAGGUGACCGUAAUCGCCUACCAGGUACAAGACUCCGCUAGAGUUGGGACGUUUUCGCAUGCAAGUCAACUACCCUGACCGCGAAAAGCUUGUGUCGAUUAGAGCAUAGGCUACCGCUGCUCUUCACGCAGUUGGGUCAGAUCGGUUAACUUAGAGCGGCCACCCAUCAUCACAAUGUCUGGCAUCUUUGUUUAGCGUAGUGCUAAAUCGAGAUUAUUCCCCUUCCCUGUGAUCGCUUCUAGAUGAGCUGACCUGCCAGCCUGACCGCUUGCAAUGAACACACACACUCACAGGCUGAAAAUUCUUAUUCCAAAUCUUCUGUAUCUAAUUGUGAUGGGAUUCGUAACACGCAGCACGUGCGAUCAGCAUCCGUUAAGUUAAUCUUCCUUGGUUGCGUCGACAGGAUUUUACUUCUAGUCCGAUGUUAUUAAGAAUGCGGUUUUGUGUAUGCAUCGGAAAAACGUUCAUCGGAACAGGUCUGCAUGAGGCAGGCUGUGCUACCCAGAAAUUCUAUUUGUUCGGUGUCAGAGAACAACAAGUCGUUGAUGGAGCCCCUCCAUGUAAGACAGGAGUACUUAACAGACAUCACGCCUGACGCCCAGUUUGCCGGUGCCAAGAUCGGCCGCGGAUUAUUUUUAAUCCUCUGCUUGACUCAUUUAACCUUGUUGGAUUACAAUGUCACCAAUACGUCUACGUCAGUGGCGGGUAUUUUUGCUUGAUAAUAGUCAAAUAUGACCCUUGACAGCAUGGAAAGCGGUUACGGAGCAGCAUAAGCAGCGGACGUCUCGGCAUGAUGAUCAAGUAAGAGGGGGGCAAUAAAGCCACGCAUAAUAUGGUGAUCAGCCGAUCUAUGAGGUUCCAAAAUGAGCUGCGUGCGUUGCCAUUGGAACCUAGGGUUCGACUCCGGUAUCGUAUGUCCCAUCCUGUCGUUUCGGACAUGCUUUUCUAGGAUGGCUAUGACCUCGGCAAUUGAACCACAAGGGGUAGACGAAAAAUGGAUUUCCGUAGAGGACGGAAAAUUCAGUUGCACCGCUUGCCGACGGAACCUUGGGUCGUUCUGGCAAAUGUCUCCAUGUCAUGUAAAGGUAAAAAUCGAACCACAGUUACUUUUUUACUCCUCAGGUAAAGAAUGUGCCUUCAGGCUUUAGGAUGGCUCUGAUCAGUUUACUUCAGUUUAUUAAAGGAAAAGUAAGCGAACGCCUUUGAAAUCCCUAUUGGGUGCAAUGCGGGUGUAGCGCCGACGGCAGUGUCCUACUUACCGAGAAGGCACAAAUGCUACAGUGAUGGACCGAGCACUUCAAAAGCUUCCUCAACCGCCCCUCCACCAUCACCGACGCCGCCAUCGCCCGUCUGCCGCAAGUGGAGACCAACGCCGACCUCACACUCCCCGCCAUCUCUCCACGAAACCAUCAGGGCCGUGCGGCAGCUAUCCAGCGGGAAAUCGUCCGGAUCGGACGCGAUCUCUGCUGAGAUCUGCAAGCAUGGUGACCCCCAACUCAUGGAUCAUCUGACGGUGGUCGUCCAGGAGAUGUGGCGUCAAGGAGAAGUCCAGCAGGACUUCAAAGACGCCACAAUCGUGCAUCUUUACAAGCGGAAAGGAAACCGCCAAAUCUGCGACAACCAGCGAGGCAUCUCCUCACUGAAGAUCGCCGUGAAAAUCCUCGCUCGCACCCUUCCCAACCGUAUGAAAAACCACCUAGAACGGGGUCUCUUGUAG